Molecule: messenger RNA, 2210 nt
Organism: Cucumis sativus (cucumber)
Lineage: Eukaryota; Viridiplantae; Streptophyta; Magnoliopsida; Cucurbitales; Cucurbitaceae
Product: kinetochore protein NDC80 homolog
Exons: 5
Coding region: 128-1825 (565 amino acids)
Biological process (GO): attachment of mitotic spindle microtubules to kinetochore
Cellular component (GO): Ndc80 complex
Source: RefSeq, a predicted model, not a curated record
GUUUGGUAAUUUCAACAAUUGGCAAGUUCCAUAACAAUAACAUUUCCCUCCCUUUAGUCCUUUUACCAAUACCAUCUCUCAAAUUGAAAUUUUUGAAAACGAAACGAAGUACCCGCCGGAGACAAAUAUGAAGGGUACAGCCCGCCGCCGUCCAAAGGCGUCUUUCAAUCCUCCGCCACCCCCUACUCCCCAAUUCCGCCGCGAUUCCGAUGUCAGCUUUGCCAGUAGCCGCCCUUCUUCCAUCGGAAUGUCUCGUCCCUCCUCCGCUUCCAUCGACAUGUACAAAGAACGAGCCGUUCAAAUUUCCACUGUCAACACCAUCAACUCCUCUCUCAAGGAGCUCUUUUCUCACUCCUUUAACGUAACAUUCAAACCCUUCUCUCCCCCUUCCCUCAAAGAUCUUACUGAAACGAUUAAUUUGCUUCUUCAAUGUCUCGAUUAUCCUCCCACUAAGCUUGAGGAUGAUCUCCCCAUCCUUCUCAAAUCCCUUGGGUAUCCCUUCAAAAUUAACAAGAACAUCCUCAAGAAUCCCCCUGCUCCUCAUCAGUGGUACCAAAUUCUUGCCCUACUUCACUGGCUUGUUCAGGUUGCUCUUUAUAACUAUAACCUAGCAAAUGAUUCCAAUCCCAUUUUUACGGGUCACGAUGUGAAUAUAUAUGUGUUGAAUAGCUAUUUGCAUUAUAUGCGUGGGGAUGAUGAUUCGGUUGAGGCUUUAGAUCAGGAGUUUAUGGAGAGGUUGAAGAAAACGAGGGAUGAUUCACGUGAAAGCUUGAAGGAACUGGAGGAGGAAGUUAAGGUGCUCGAAGCCAAGGUCGAGGCCUUGCGGUCAGAUCCCUCGCAGAGGGAGGUUCUUGAGAAGCAGCAGAGUUUGCUUGAAGAGGAUGUGAAGAAGUUCCAUACCAUGAUCGCGGGCUACAGUGAGAAGAUGCAGGAAAUGAAGAAACUUUUGGAGGAAAAGGAAAAGGAGUUGGACGUUAAAAUGGAGGAGAGAAAUAAGAUUUGUGAAGAGAAUGAAGAACUGAAGAAGAGGGUGGAGUCUCAAUUGUUUAAUCCUAGAGAUGUGGAAAGGAUGAGAAGAGAAUUGCAGGCUGUGGAGAGGGACAUUGGUGAUGCCGAAGUCUCGAGGAACUCGUGGGAGGAGAAGUCAUGGGAUCUUGAUGCAACUCUAGGAAAUAAAUUUAAGGAGCUUGAGGCCAUUGCAAUGGAAUGUAACCAGGCGAUGAGAAGAUUAAAGCUCGAUAGUUGUCAUCAGUAUGUCCUGAAUGCAAAGGGGUCGACACCAGCUGAUGUGAUGGGGAUUGACUAUAAGACAACGCUUAAGCCUGCACUUGAUUCCUUUGCAGAGGACAUAAGGAGAAGUUCUAUGAUGAAGUUGGAAGAGUUGAUUUCUCUUAGGCAGCAAUCAAGUGAAAAUACUGCUAAAAUUGAGUCUAAACGCGACCACAUAGCUUCCCUUCAAUCCCAUGUUAAUGAACAUGAAACACAACUAAUCUCCUUAAAAGAUGAAAUGAGAGAUUAUAUUUUAAGAUGCUCCACGGAAUCUAAGAAGAUGGUGGAGGAUGUUCAACAAGAAGCUCAUAACUUAGAUCUCGUGGAAGGAGAAGCAGAGGAGAGUUUGAAGAAUGCCAAAUUGGCGCAUCAGGAAGCAAUAAAGCAAGGAGAAGAAGAAAUUCAUAUGUGUGCUCGUGAACUACUUUCAUGUCUUGACUCUGUCUCACAAUAUAAAGCAGUUGUUAGCUGCAAAAUUUCAGAUAUGGAAAGCUGCCUCUCGAAGGCUGCUGCCGGUAUCUCUGAGGCUUUCAAGAAUUCUAUGCCUGCAGAAUAAGGGCGUUUCUUCUUCUAGGAGCUGUUCAGCAAGCUCGGGUGAAUUAGGUAGCUUUCUGGUUGAGAUAGUCGAACAAAAAAUUAGAAGGAAUGACGACCUACAUUAACCUUUUUGUGACCUGUGAAAGAGAACAAAUAAAUUUAGUACUAAACUUUUUUUAUCAUUUUGAUUCAUUUCAUAUCAUACAUAAUACAACGAACAUCUUAUUAAGGUGUAUGUCCUCUAUCAACAAGUCAGAUGUUUGAAUCUUCUUACUCUAUGUUGUUGAACUCUCGAAUAAAUGGAAUGAUAAUUUUUUCUUUACAUAGAACAUGAGUAUUAUGGAUUAUUGAUUUUGUAAGGUUGACAUUGAGCAAUAACUAUUCGCAUAUAGAUAUAUAUGAAA